AUGAUUCAGGACUACAUAAUAACGCCCUACAUCGGCGAAUUUAUAAACACCCUCACAAACAUAACCUACGGUCCGCCCAUCCCCAUUCCCCCUCCCCCCUCUUCCCCAAACUCACUCUCCACCCCAGUAAUCUACGGCCUCCACGGCCUCCGCCACGUCGCCCCCAAACCAACCGGCGGCCUCAUCUCCACCCUCGCCUUCCCCUACUGGGGCCUGAUUUCCGUCGGCCUCCUCUCUGCGUGGUUCCACGCAACACUAAAAUACCAUUCGCAAAUGGGCGACGACCUAUCCAUGUUCCUGGCCGUCGGCGCCAUCUUGCACCAACUGCUUUGUUUCAAAGCUACGGUAAACGAACGACGCAAGUACACGGCGUAUAUCCUAGGAAGUCUGAUUCCCGUAUCCGUGUACCACGUCUGGGCCGAUGAAAUCAUUCUGCAUGAGAUUGCGUUUGCGGUCAUGAUUUUCUUGGUGAGUAAGUACACGCGUGCGCUUAUUAAAGUGCAAAUCACGUCCGAAGAAGCUCGCAAGAAACUCGGGAGGAUGGCUACUUUUGGUAUCUCAACUGGUCUCUUCGGAUACUUCUUGUGGAACAUUGAUUUCCAUGCGUGUUACUACGUUACAGUCUUCAAGAGAUGGGUGGGACUGCCCUGGGGCUUUCUGUUCGAAUUGCAUGGGUGGUGGCAUAUUUUCACGGCGAUUGGUGCGUAUGUGGGUAUGGCGCUUGUGGAGUAUCUUGUUACGAUUGAGGAGGGGAAGACGGGGAGGGUGGAGGAGGGGUUUGUGUGGCCGGUUAGGGAGGUGUUGAGGGAUUUGGAUGGGGUUGAGAGGAGGGGGGUUGAGGGGAAGAAGAUGAAGUGA
Messenger RNA from Alternaria hordeiaustralica, 858 nucleotides. RefSeq lists its product as uncharacterized. The transcript has a single exon. The record is from RefSeq and is a predicted model, not a curated record. Lineage: Eukaryota; Fungi; Ascomycota; Dothideomycetes; Pleosporales; Pleosporaceae. Gene Ontology annotation, cellular component: endoplasmic reticulum membrane. The coding region runs from base 1 to 858 and encodes 285 amino acids. Gene Ontology annotation, biological process: ceramide biosynthetic process; ceramide catabolic process.